Egretta garzetta (little egret) is the source of this 516-nucleotide messenger RNA. RefSeq names its product tumor protein p53 inducible protein 11 (gene TP53I11). Lineage: Eukaryota; Metazoa; Chordata; Aves; Pelecaniformes; Ardeidae. The transcript is spliced from 6 exons. The coding region runs from base 1 to 516 and encodes 171 amino acids. The record is from RefSeq and is a predicted model, not a curated record.
AUGAGUAUACAGCUUCCACCUUCCUCCUCCGAGGGCUCGGUGGCAGAGGGCCACCACCCCCCCCCCCCGCCGCUGAUGAAGAAGCACAGCCAGACCGACCUGGUGAGCAGGCUGAAGACACGCAAGAUCCUGGGGGUCGGCGGGGAGGACGAUGAUGGCGAGGUCCAUCGCUCAAAGAUUAGCCAAGUACUGGGAAAUGAAAUCAAGUUUGCUGUCCGGGAACCACUGGGGCUCAGGGUCUGGCAGCUGGUUUCCGCCAUCAUGUUUUCCGGGGUCGCCAUCAUGGCCCUUGCGUUCCCUGACCAGCUCUACGACGCUGUCUUUGACGAGGAAUCGGUGAGCAGCAAGACUCCCAUCCGGCUCUAUGGAGGAGCCCUCCUCAUUACCACUGUCUCCCUGGUUGAGAGUAGCCGGAUAGCCACAGGUGCCGUGCUCCUCCUGGUCAGCCGAGCCCUCUUCGUCCUCAUCAGCAUUUAUUAUUAUUACCAAGUUGGACGCCGUCCCAAGAAAGUCUAA